CUGCUGGGCUCUGUCUCCCUCAAAAUCUCUCGGACGCUCCGCGCUUUCCCAUCUCCUGACUUCAGGGACCUGUCGUCCCUUUUCCCUAUCGAUCCCCUCGCCUCCAGGGCUCCGCGUCUCUAAGCCCUGACUCCGCCACACACGCGCGCGCACACGCACACGCAGACACCACGUUUCCUGUCCCUGUGUGACACCCGUCCUGUGCCGCGCGGUGCCCUCCUCCCGCCACACACACGCACGCACGCGCAGGCCCGAGCCCGCAGCCGGCCGGCACUUCACACUCGGAGGCGACCUGCUCCAGUCUCGCCGCGCGGAUGGCAUCUCCUGGCUCCGGCUUUUGGUCCUUCGGCUCCGAAGAUGGCUCCGGGGAUCCUGAGAACCCCGGUACAGCGAGAGCCUGGUGCCAGGUGGCGCAAAAGUUCACGGGCGGCAUCGGAAACAAGCUGUGUGCCCUGCUCUAUGGCGACGCCGAGAAGCCGGCAGACAGCGGCGGGAGCGAGUCCCCGCGACCCGGCGCCCGGAAGGCCGCCUGCGCCUGUGACCAGAAGCCCUGCAGCGGCCCCAAAGCCGAGGUCAACUACGCGUUUCUGCACGCAGCAGACCUGCUGCCCGCCUGUGAUGGAGAAAGACCGACGCUGGCGUUUCUGCAAGAUGUUAUGGACAUUUUGCUUCAGUAUGUGGUGAAAACUUUCGAUAGAUCAAACAAAGUGAUUGAUUUCCAUUACCCAAAUGAGCUUCUUCAAGAGUAUAAUUGGGACUUGGCAGACCACCCACAAAAUUUGGAGGAAAUUUUGAUGAAUUGCCGAACAACUCUGAAAUACGCCAUUAAAACAGGGCAUCCCAGAUAUUUCAAUCAACUUUCAACUGGAUUGGAUAUGGUUGGAUUAGCUGCAGACUGGCUAACCUCAACAGCAAACACUAACAUGUUCACCUAUGAAAUUGCUCCAGUAUUUGUGCUUUUGGAAUAUGUCACGCUAAAGAAAAUGAGAGAAAUCAUUGGCUGGCCAGGGGGCUCUGGAGAUGGGAUAUUUUCUCCUGGUGGAGCCAUAUCCAACAUGUACGCCAUGCUGAUUGCACGUUUCAAGAUGUUUCCUGAAGUCAAGGAGAAGGGAAUGGCUGCUGUUCCCAGGCUCAUUGUCUUUACGUCCGAACACAGUCAUUUUUCUCUCAAGAAGGGAGCUGCAGCCUUGGGGAUCGGAACAGACAGCGUGAUUCUGAUCAGAUGUGACGAGAGGGGGAAAAUGAUCCCAUCUGACCUUGAAAGAAGAAUCCUUGAAGCCAAACAAAAAGGGUUCGUCCCUUUCCUUGUGAGCGCCACCGCUGGGACCACCGUGUACGGAGCGUUUGACCCCCUCUUAGCUGUUGCUGACAUUUGCAAAAAAUACAAGAUCUGGAUGCACGUGGAUGCAGCUUGGGGUGGAGGGCUGCUGAUGUCCCGGAAACACAAGUGGAAGCUGAGCGGCGUGGAGAGGGCCAACUCGGUGACGUGGAACCCGCACAAGAUGAUGGGCGUCCCGCUGCAGUGCUCCGCGCUCCUGGUGCGAGAGGAGGGACUGAUGCAGAGCUGCAACCAGAUGCAUGCGUCCUACCUCUUCCAGCAAGACAAGCACUAUGACCUGUCCUAUGACACCGGGGACAAGGCCUUACAGUGCGGGCGCCACGUGGAUAUCUUCAAGUUAUGGCUGAUGUGGAAGGCGAAGGGCUCCACUGGGUUUGAAGCGCAGGUUGACAAGUGCUUGGAGCUGGCAGAGUAUUUAUACAAUAUCAUAAAAAACCGAGAGGGAUAUGAAAUGGUGUUUGAUGGAAAGCCCCAGCACACAAAUGUCUGCUUCUGGUACGUGCCUCCAAGUUUGCGGACUCUGGAAGACAAUGAGGAAAGAAUGAAUCGCCUGUCAAAGGUGGCUCCAGUGAUUAAAGCCAGAAUGAUGGAGUACGGGACCACGAUGGUCAGCUACCAGCCCUUGGGAGACAAAGUCAAUUUCUUUCGCAUGGUCAUCUCAAAUCCCGCAGCAACUCAUCGAGACAUUGACUUCCUGAUUGAAGAAAUAGAACGCCUUGGACAAGAUUUAUAGUAACCCAGCUCACUAAGCCGUUUCAGUUCUCUAAGUAGACAAUUAAGUUGUCACCAACUGUGCAAAUGUAUUUGUAGUUUGUUCCAAAGUGAGUCUUUUUCUCUAUUGUGGUGUCAAAGUAGAGUACAGUUUAAAAAUCAAAAGACAUUGCUCCUUUUAAAAAUCCUUUCUUAAGUUUAGAAGACCUCUCUAAUAAUCAGUGACGAAAGGCUGCAUUCUAAUCAAUGAGGAAGAGCUCAACAUUGUUAUAAAUUCUUCCCUUACUUUUAAUAUAGUGUACAAAUCAAACUUUAUUUUCAUUUCAAAGUACUAGGAUUGAAUAGUGCCAAACUGCCCCUACGAAUCAGAAAAGGUUCUUUGGGGUGCAGUGAAAGGGAUAAAGUAGCUAUAAAUGUAUGUUGACAAAUAAAAACUCUUGCCUUUUUCAUAGUAUUAGGAAAAAAAUUUCUAAUUUACCUAUAGCAACAUUGCAAAUGUAUUUAAAUACAUAUAAUUUUACAGAAGGAAAAAAUAUAUAUUAAAAAGAAAUCCUAUUUUGUAACAUAUAGAUUUUUAUUUUAUAUGGGUUAUGCAAACUGCAGGGGCAGAUAUAAACACUAAACCAGUUUUUUUUUUUUCUUUCUUUCUGUUAAUGGAGACAUAAUAAAACACGUAGCAAAGUUAUUUCGGAACAUAAGCCCACAAAAUCCUUGAAACGUAUGAUGCCUUCUUUCUAUACAUGUUAUGGCUUCUCACAUCUCUAAAGUUAAUAUUUCAAAACAAACACAAAGAAGACUGCAAGCUCUUUAAAAUGGUUGAGCAGAUCAAUUACAGUAGCAAUAAGAUUCUCUUCCCAUUAAAGUUUUCCACGCAGUUUACCCUGAGCAGAUCCGCUCCGUCAAGCCUGAUAAACCAAGCUUGGUCUUAGAUUAAAUAAGGCUGAUCUUGUCUAUUUUGCUUUCCCACUCGGCCUGCUUUGAACAGAAGUUUGAGGAUGAUUCUCAAGGCGUCUUCUCACACAGUGUUCUUUUAUUAGGUGAUUUGGAUUAAUUAGGGAAAAUAAAAAUGAAAUCUAAUAGGACCGAACAAAGAGGAAUGGAAUGCACACCCAGAAUGUGGUGAGCCCAGAAACUUAAACUCAUCCUUGGGGGAAGAGAACUCUGUGUGAGAAGAAUGACAUCUUCCUGGAGGCCGCCUUGCUACCAUCCCAAAAGGAGUAAUUGACCUCCUGGGUAAUUGCUUAUUCCCAUCCCCACCCACGAAAGUGUCUCCUACGAGGUUCCCUGUCACCAGCAUGCCCAAAUAAUUUCUUCAUAUCCCAUGGGUGGUUAUUUUUCUCCCAUAAAAUGAGCCCCUUACCCUAGAUUUUGAGACAUCAUCUUAAGACCUUCUUUUAUCCACCUCCCAUCAAGAUCCAAAGUGCCCAGAAUAUGCAGAGAUGAUUAGAUGCUCAGAACUCAAAUUAAUAUUUUGAAAACAUCUUUCGUCCCCCUACAAAUGUAGUUGCGAGGCAUGAGCUGACAAAAGAUCUCACGGAUAGUAGGAGGGUUGUGGAUCGAUAUAUGCAGACACCAGGUACAAAUUGAGAAACAUUCAUCCUUUCUGCAUGGAGCAGUUAAUUCUGCAGUCUAGAAAAACCACAGGUAUGCAAUGGAGGGAAGAGGCCCCUUGUCCUUCUUGAGAUAGAAAUCCCUAUAAUAAAAACUCAGGAGCCCACCAUCUGAAAUCGACCUGUGUUUGCUUUUACACUAUUGCUCCCAUGUUAUAUACAAAAGCAUCCUUUAGCCUACUUGAUACAAACAUGGCUUCGUAUGGCUUUCUGUCUAGAAAGCAAAUAGAUUCCCUGUGAUAAGUAGAAGAAAACUCUUCUUUUUAUGUACCCCAGCAAUUCAUGAGGAGCAAGCCUCCAUUCUAGACCUUGUCUAAUUGCCGAUCAUCCUUUCCCUUCCUAGAAAUUGGCUGUUGAGGAUAAGCAAACAGCUGCCCAUCUGUUCUGAGCCUCAGGCCAAAUGGCCCCAACCUCAGAGGCAGAGACAUCGAUUUAUCAAACCCGCUAUUCUGCUUGGAGAAGAUGGUGGAACCCAGUGCCCUGAUCUGGGCCAACCCCAAUCUAUUCCAGGAUGCUUAACCCUUAUCCCUCAGGACAUAGAUUCUGUAUCAGAAGCUGCUGCUUUUUAACUCAACUGUGACAGAACUUAAAAAGGAGAAACAUUUGUGCCUGCCUAUGAAAUUCCAGCAAAAUAUAGAUUGUUUCCCCCUACCCCUGCCCUUUCAGGUCCUUCCCCAAGGUUACUGGGAGCUUUGCUCAGUCUUGUACAGGGAAAUCCCAACCAACCAUCGCUCAGGGAAGGAGGCAAUAGUUCCCAAGAGUGUAAGAUGCGUUCUUUGAAAUUGGUCUAUAACCGAUUCAGAGAGAAGAAAGGGAGGAAGGAAAGAAGGAAGGAAGGAAGGAAGGUUGGUUCUUUUGAGCAUUAGCUCAAAUUCCUAGUGCCAAAAGCCUUUAUUUGAGUCCAUUCUUUUCAAAUUUUAGAAAGUUUGGUUUUAGCUUUAACCAGAAUUGACAUGGUCAUUUUCAUUUAUACAGCAAUAUUGUGUUUAUUAUUUUUAAAUACUUGAAAAAAAGUGCAAUGUGUCUUUAUCCCACCUGAGAUGUAUAAAUGAUACCGACUUCACGUGAUGUCCUAAGGGUGUGCGGACAGGAAGGGAAACCGAGUGUCUGUAGCUCUGCUGCCUUUAUCUACUGACCGUGCUGUCUCGUCACCUCGGGCUGGGGCUGUGCACUUUAGACCUGAACCGUACAGUGUUGCAAACCAAUGUGCUGCUGCGAAAGCUUGUGCAAUAUAUCGUUGAUGCGUCCUUUUCCGUGCGGUAGCUGUAGUGACCUUCAAUAUUACAAGAACCGCGUUCUCCCCGUCGCCCUGCGCCUUCUGCUAAGCUGCGCCCCUCGCCUCAGUGCUCAUAGACCACCCUCCCUCAGCUAAGCCCCCUCCCCACAAACCUCCGUGGAGAAUUGUGUGAGCUCACACACCUGUGAGGUGACCCCUACUUCGACUCUGAGAAUGGAAGAAACCAGCGACAGAUGGUCACACACUGUCCAAGUGGCAGGUUCUGAACCUCCUGGGGCCCUGGGUUGGGGCCACUCCUUGGGCUGUGGGUGGAACCAGCCCAGUUUAAAUAUGGCAGCAGGAGAAGGGAGCAGGGAACCUAAAAGGGUGUCAUCUCACACAUGCCCUCCCGUCUUCAAAUGCUAAGUGCAAACACUGUGUAUCGAUUAGUUACAUGCGCCAAAAUACUGUCCCCAAUUGGUGUUUCCAGAAGACAGCAGUUCCCCAGCAUCCCUUCAUUAAUAAAGACAGAAAAAAACAGAUAAAAAAUAUAAACUUGUGGCAACCCGCUCUUCUUACCAAAUAGGAACUCGUGAGUGAUCAAAGUAUUUUAUCUGUGUUGUCUCUCUAAAUCCAAAUAAAAUGUGUGAAUGUGGA
Molecule: messenger RNA, 5533 nt
Organism: Choloepus didactylus (southern two-toed sloth)
Lineage: Eukaryota; Metazoa; Chordata; Mammalia; Pilosa; Megalonychidae
Gene: GAD2
Product: glutamate decarboxylase 2
Exons: 16
Coding region: 315-2072 (585 amino acids)
Biological process (GO): GABA shunt
Cellular component (GO): cytoplasm
Molecular function (GO): pyridoxal phosphate binding; glutamate decarboxylase activity
Source: RefSeq, a predicted model, not a curated record